AAAAUGGCCGACGUCAACAACAUGCAGUUUGGUGUCAGUGACGGUAUGUUUCCUGACUAUAACACUGGAGAUAUGUCUGACUCCAGUAGCUGCAGUGAUGUGCCAGAUCUCCCUGUUCAACAUGCAAUGAUUGAGAUUCUAAUGUUAGCUGUUAUGUAUUAGGUCCUGGAGUAUAUAUUGUUUCUAAGAGCAGUACAUGGUGUCCCCAAGGGCAACCAGCAUGACGACAUAGCUGUGAGAGUCAAGGGUAAUAAACAAGAGCAAGGGGACCAAGACUAUGCCUGGUUCCAAAUAAGAGUAAAAUGCAGUGGUGAAUUCACCAAAGAGCUGAGUGCUGAACCUAUGAUCAAAGUUCCAAGCAAGGCUCUCAUAAAAGUUCUCAAAGAAAGUCAAGAAUUGAAUCCAGAAUCUGCAUACCUGAGUGUGGACUGCCAUACUGCAGCAUCUACAUUGGGGAAAAGACAAUACAUAAGGCUCCAUGGAGAUGACAACCAAAUACACUCGCGCUGUGAGACCCUUCAUAAAGAAACUGCUCUCAAGUUUUCUACUUACACAAUAGCUUUGAAGGUUUAUCAGGCAAGGAACCAUAUGAUGCAAGAAUGCCAGGCUGUCUUUGAUUAUCUUCACAAACUCAGGUUACUCAACAACAAUAUUGGUUUACAUUUUUAUUUGAAUGUUGAUGGUGCCAAAUCCUUCUCAGAUUUUGGCCCAAAGAUGCCACGCUACAAAUUCGGCCAGAGGUCAAUCUCAACAGGCAUCAGUCAUUAUAUGCAAAAAGACAGCACGCCAGGUGAUGUUACCAAAUUGUCGCCCAAGUCAGGAGUCAGCCAAGUUGUCCAGAUGAGGGGCCCUUAUGGCAGUUGCAAGACUUUGAAGGUGUCCACCAUAGCAGCAGUGCUGCCCCCUGUGGACCAAAUGCACUUAUUGAACAGCAGAUGUGUGAAAUUACAUAUGUUGUUCUAUGGGUUGAACAAUGUGCCUGUCAUGAUACAAGGUGUCAAAGACUCAGCAGUUAACCCAGCCACAGUAGUUAAACUUGAUGACUAUGGACUGACACUUGGACAGAAAUCUUCAUCUGAACAACCAGGCACCGUACCUAUAGACUGGGAGUAUGACAUUGUUCCAAUCUCUGAUGAGACCAGUGCAGAUAUGGAUGAUGUGGAAGCUGAUCCCCUUACUCUACUGGUAUUGAUAUGUAUAGAGAGGAACAACAACCUCCAAGCAGCAUCUGUGCAUGAACAAUUAAAUCUGCAAGAUGACAUCAGGCAGAAUUUCUCCUCACUGUUGUUAGGUUGUAGGGCGAAGUUCAGGAGAAGUGUUGGCUCAGCCGUCAGUAAACUCCUGCACAAUUAUACAGCAAUUGAACAGAAGCAGCAACUUCUGGAUAUGGCGGUGCCUUCGAUUACAGAUUCCAUUACAUCCAUUGUUCAGCACAGCACCAAUGAACAGUUUAGGCAGGCCUGCUUCACACUAUUAAAUGUGACAAACAGUAAGGACCUGAGAAGAUGUGUAACAAGGAAACUGUGGCAUAUGGGAGCUGAGAAAUAUGGUGUUGUAAGACCAGUACAGUCAGUCAGACGAAGUGCAAGCCUCACAGCAUUAGACACUCAUAGAGAACAGCAUCACAAGUCUACUAGAAUGAACAGAGAUGGGGAACAACACAACAGUCAAACAUCAUUUAAUAGACAUACCAGGAAGCAUAAAAGAGCUAGGCUUCAGACUGGUACUUCUCAAAGUAAUGUCCAUCCAAUGAGUGAAAGUCAGUUAGAUGCAGCACAAGCCAGUGAAUAUGAUGGUUCAGUGAAUGAAAUGAGAACACCAGGACGUACUGCACCUAAAAGCUGUAGCAUUACAAGGCCACCCUGUACCCUCAAAGAGUCCAUGGGGGCCCCAGAUCAGAAUAAUAACUCAACUCCCUACAACUCGAAUAGUUUCACACAUAACAAUGCCAUGCAAUUUAGUAACAUGCCAUACAACAGUGAAGGGCCAUAUAGUGUCACUUGCUACAAUAACGUUACCCCAUACUACAUACCCACGGUGUCCCAUAAUAGACAGUCCACUCAGCAUGGUAGCAUCUUCCCCGGAAGUCUAACAUCUCAGACACAUACAUGUGACAGUUCAACCAUUUCUGACACAAUAUGGUCACAACGCGAACAUGUUUCAAUUGAAACUGAAGAUAGAGGAGCUACACCAAGUAUUCCCAAUGAGGCGACUGACUGUGAUGAUGACUCUAAAUGUAGUUCUGAAGGAGGAACACAACUCCAGUAUAGCAGUGAAGGUGGAGCUGGGGCACAACAAGGGAUCCAUGAUGUCCUUUUGUCAACAUCCGCUCGACAUAUGGAAGAUAGCAUGCCAACACAGGACAGCUUUGAUCUCCUUGCAGAGUCAUCAGUUGUCUCAGAUAUGAAGAAUACAAUAGAGUAUGAUGGAACAUCAUUCUCCAUGACCAGUUUGGCAUCUAGUGACACCCAGGAGCCAAUUGCCUUGGAACCAUUUACUUUGGAUGAUGAUUGGUUCAACCAGGUCCUUUUAGAUCAGAGUCAGAGUCAAUGACCCCCCC
Molecule: messenger RNA, 2560 nt
Organism: Owenia fusiformis
Lineage: Eukaryota; Metazoa; Annelida; Polychaeta; Sabellida; Oweniidae
Source: the annotation of a GenBank genome assembly